Mus pahari (shrew mouse) is the source of this 1903-nucleotide messenger RNA. Its product is annotated as acyl-coenzyme A thioesterase 3-like. Gene Ontology annotation, biological process: fatty acid metabolic process; acyl-CoA metabolic process. NCBI's taxonomy places the organism in Eukaryota, Metazoa, Chordata, Mammalia, Rodentia, Muridae. The record is from RefSeq and is a predicted model, not a curated record. Gene Ontology annotation, molecular function: fatty acyl-CoA hydrolase activity.
GCCUAAAAGCCACAAGCCAGAGCCACAAUCAGAACCAAUGCACGCAUUUACCACCCAGAACCGGAACUGGAUGGCACCUAUGGUGAUCCUGGAGCCCGCGGAUGGUUGCCUUUGUGACCAGCCCGUGCACAUCGCCCUGGCCCCCGAGCAGCCCGUCACGCUGCGCUCUGCCCUGCAGGACGAGAAGGGCGCGCUCUUCCGAGCCCACGCGCGCUACCGUGCCGACAACCACGGCGAGCUGGACCUGGCGCGCGCGCCCGCGCUGGGCGGCAGCUUCUCGGGGAUCGAGCCCAUGGGGCUGCUCUGGGCCAUGGAGCCCGAUCGGCCUUUCUGGCGCUUGGUCAAGCGCGACGUGCAGACGCCCUUCGUGGUGGAGCUGGAGGUGCUGGACGGACACGAGCCCGACGGCGGGCGGCUGCUGGCACGGGUGGUGCACGAGCGUCACUUAAUGGCUCGCGGGGUGCGGCGCGUGCCCGUGCGUGAGGGUCGGGUGCGCGCCUCGCUCUUCUUGCCCCCAGGAAUUGGACCCUUUCCUGGGAUCAUAGACCUUUUUGGAGUUGGAGGAGGCCUUCUGGAGUAUCGGGCGAGCCUGCUGGCUGGGAAGGGCUUUGCUGUCAUGGCUCUGGCUUAUUACAACUACGACGACCUCCCUAAGGACAUAGAGAUUAUCCACCUGGAGUACUUUGAGGAAGCUGUGACCUACCUGCUCAGUCACCCCCAGGUAACAGGUUCAGGAGUUGGGGUCCUUGGCAUUUCCAAAGGGGGUGAACUUGGCUUUGCCAUGGCCUCCUUCCUGAAAAACAUCACAGCCACUGUCAUCAUCAAUGGCUCUAUAUCCAACGUCGGCGGAACCUUACGGUACAAGGAUGAGACCGUGCUCUCAGUGGGCAUAAACACCGAGCGAGUCAAGAGAACCAAAGAUGGCCUCAAAGACAUUGUGGAUGCUCUAAACAAUCCUUUGGAAGGAGCUGACCAGAAGAGCUUGAUUCCUGUGGAAAGGUCUGACACAGCCUUCCUGUUCCUCAUAGGUCUGGACGACCACAACUGGAAGAGCGAGUUCUAUGCCAGAGAGGCCUCCAAACGCCUGCAGGCCCAUGGGAAGGAGAAGCCCCACAUCAUCUGCUACCCAGAGACAGGCCACUAUAUUGAGCCUCCUUACUUCCCACUGUGUAAGGCAUCCCUGCACAGCCUGGUGGGUGGUCCUGUCAUCUGGGGAGGGGAGCCCAGGGCUCAUGCCAUGGCCCAGGUGGACGCCUGGCAGCAGCUCCAGACUUUUUUCCACAAUCAUUUGAAUGGUGAAAAGAAGACAAUCCCAGCAAAACUGUGAUUUUUUUUUUUUAAUUUAAGUUUUAUUUAAGAUCUCCGAUGCUUCUCUCUCCUGGGGAAGCCUCCGCUGUGUGUGUGUGUUUCUCUUUUACAUCAAUGUAGAGUCUUCCCCCUCCUCCAAUUUUUUUUUUUUCAGCUGCAGGCCUUAUUUAUAAGUCUUGGAGGGGAGUGAUCAUACAGACAACAUAAGGCAUUGCAGAAACUGACAUUUUACGGAAGCUCAGCCUCCCGGUGAGCUGUAGUGCUGAAAGACCAAGUCAUUGUUACUUCCCUGGAGCUCAAGGAUUACUUGCUAAAUUGCUGAUUAAAAACAAACAAAUGAUUACCCGCUGUUUAGACAAACAUGACAGGAACUGAAAAGAUGGCUCAGAAGUUAAGGGCACACACUGCUCCUAUAGGACCCAAGUUUGGGUCCAGGUACCAGAACAACUGACUGUAACUCCAGCUCUGAGGGAUGCAAAGCUCUCGUCUGAUAUCCUUGGGCACACACUCAAGCACACACGCACAAGCACACAUGAAUAAAAAUACAUGGUUUGAAAGAGUAAACAUCUGCGUGGUGGUGACACACACCUUUCAU